AAUAUAUAUAUAUUCCGUGUCUGGUUGUAUUUUUCCAAAGCAAAACUCAGGAGAAUAAUCAGGACACUAACAUGAUUUCUUCAGACAUCCUCAUCGUUGGUUCCGGACCAACAGGUCUUUGGUUAGCCCUCGAACUCCGUCGUGCGAAUAUCGACGUGCUGGUCAUAGACUCGAUCAGCUCGCGAGAUGCAAGACCAACCUACUCCAAGGCGUUAUCCAUGUCCGCCGGUUCUCUGGCAACGUUCGAAUCCAGAGGAGUUGCACAAGACUUCCUCGAUGCCGGACUUGCUCUGCACAAGGCACACUUCGGUGCUUUGGAAACCCUUCUCGACUUAAACUAUGACGUCCUAGGGAUGCGCCACAGUCACAACCUGGCUAUCCCACAAGCUCAAACAGAGGCCUUGCUGCUGAACCGAUGCGAGGAGGCUGGAGUGAGAUUCCUCUGGGGACUCAGAUUUGAGAGCCUGUGCCAGGACCGAGAGAAAGUCCUUGUAUGUGCUGAACAACUUACCGUCGGUGGUGAACUCACGCUCGAGGCUAAAUUGCUCAUCGGUUGUGACGGUACACACAGCGCUGUACGCCGCGCGGCUGAGAUCCCGUUCGAAGGCAGUCGAAGCUCCAUAGCUGGAAUGCUAGCUGACAUUCAGCUGAGCGAGCAAGUGGGAACAAUAACAACCUCGAGAGGUUCAAAGGGAGGAUGUAUGAUUGUUCCUCUCGGAGAUGGUGUGCACUAUCGAUUCGUUGGACUAUUCAAAGACUCCAUGCUGAAGCCGCUAUACGACGAGCCGACAAUAGACGAAGUCAGAGAAUGUAUGCGAGAUGGAUUUGGCUCUGACCUUGGAGCGCACUCACCACUGUGGUUGUCACGAUUUGGGAACUCUUGUCGCCUUGCGACGUCCUUUCGCGCCGGAAGGGUCUUUCUUGCUGGAGACUCCGCUCACCAGUUCUUCCCAGCUGGCGGCCAAGGCAUGAAUCUGGGAAUUCAAGACGCGACCAAUCUCGCCUGGAAGCUAGCACUGGUGCUGAGCUCCAAGCAAGAUGACGACUUAGUAGAGCGCAUACUAGACAGUUAUACCGCUGAACGUCAUGCAGCAGCCGAGGCAGUGAUUUCCAAUGUCCAAGCGCAGACGGCAGUACUCGUGGCCGACAAACCGCAGGAUGUUGCCCUUCGAGAGGUUCUAUGUGAAGCUCUAAAGAACCCGGAUCUGAACGCGCUCUGGGCUCGACGAGUGACUGGUUUUGGCGAGCCUACAUCCCCGUAUCGUCUCCAUGCAGACUCUGGCAAUGGAGAGCAAUACGAUCCGCUGGUAGGGGCUAGAGUGACUCAUCUGGGGUUCGAGACAGAAAACGAAUUAUUCCAGGCGACAAAGAUUGACCGCUUUGUCCUUCUGCUGCGCAAUAGCAGCCAAUGUGACAAGGCAGCUGAGAUCGCGGAACUGCACGCCGUAUGUCAGCAUUGGAAUGAUAAGAUAACCAGGUUGUCAUCCUCUACGUUCAGCACUACUCAUCAAUGGAAAGAUGUCGUGGCUGUGUUGAUCCGGCCCGAUAUGCGCAUAGCUUGGGUUUUCAGGCGCUAUACACCCAUUGCAGAAGGUAAAGCAACCAUCGAAGCUGUUCUCAAGUGCUGGUUUGGCGAUAGGAAAGAUUUGGCUUGAUUCAAUGACGGGAUUAUAACCCCCUUAACCACUUUGCGAGAGUAAUCUAGUUGGCAAGGACUUGUGUAUAACUACUUAUAGAGUGCUACAAUUAUGAAGUAAGAGGUUAACAUCACUAUAUAAUAUGUAGCUUUCCGGCCGCAAAUAUAAAUAGAAUACCUCUCUAAUACAUGCA
This is a messenger RNA of Paecilomyces variotii, 1830 nucleotides long. RefSeq names its product monooxygenase. The record is from RefSeq and is a predicted model, not a curated record. Bases 72 to 1655 code for a protein of 527 amino acids. NCBI's taxonomy places the organism in Eukaryota, Fungi, Ascomycota, Eurotiomycetes, Eurotiales, Thermoascaceae. Gene Ontology annotation, molecular function: FAD binding. The transcript has a single exon.